Messenger RNA from Alternaria alternata, 2724 nucleotides. RefSeq lists its product as hypothetical. The transcript has a single exon. Bases 1 to 2724 code for a protein of 907 amino acids. The record is from RefSeq and is a predicted model, not a curated record. Lineage: Eukaryota; Fungi; Ascomycota; Dothideomycetes; Pleosporales; Pleosporaceae.
AUGACGCCUACCGCACAUCCCCGGAACGCCAAUUUACUGGAUUGCAGCAACCGCCAGGAACCCGCAUAUGGUCCAGCUGCAUCAGAUCUGUCCGGAGCGAAUGCGGAUCCGCCAUCUCGAUCGAUUCAUGCCUCGCAUCCGGAUCCUUUCGCCUAUUACAAGGCUUUCGUAGAUACGAACUCCUCGCACCUUCGACCGCAAUCGCAAGCACAAGGGGGCGACGGACAUCGCGUUGCACAAGACCACGAUGGUUACACCUGCCAUGAUAUUUCCGGGGCUGGAGACGUGCAGCAGGAUAUGGACUACCAACAACAGGCCAGAGUUCGAGCCGUUCCCUACAAUCUUGCCGUCCGGCUCGCAAAUCGCUCCAAUGGGGCGCCCUUGGCAACCAUUGCGGAGCAGGGUUCUUACUCCACGCUAAACUCCCACGGCUCCCUCCUCAGUGUCGGUCGCUUACCUUCGCUGCGUGUGGUGGAAAAUACCUCACCAACCCACGCCCCGAACAAACUUUCCCAUACUUCAGAGCAUCGUAAUCUCCUGCGCGUCACAGAAGACACUCACCUUGAGCACGUGCUAGACGCACCAAGCAAAGGGUACGAUGUGCCUUUGCGCAAGGAUCCCAAAACCUCUCCCCGGGUUGAUCAUGCCGCUAUACAACCUGCGUUAAGCACUAUUCAGCCUUCGCAAUCUACAGCGUAUCAAAUCGUCAGGAGAGACCCCGAAGCAAAUUCCAGGGAUGUAAAAAGCUUCUUUCGUGGCGUUGUACAUAACGUUCGAGCUGCCUCGAGAACCCUGUCUAGAUCGUCCUCGACGCAGGCUUCGCUCAAUCAGCACCACGACGACCGGCCGGAGACGAGCGAGGAUAGUCCAUACAGCCAUUUGUCCGCUUCUAACAUGUCUCAACUGAGCGAUGACAGACUUGACACGCCAUAUCGUAUGCCCAGUGCAUCUCAGUCCCUGAGCGCAACUAGAGUGUUGGCUCCCGUGGAUCAGACCAGAAAUGGGCAGAUUUUCAUGGUGGAUCCUACAUCUUCAGCUGAUGCGAUGCCGUCCUUACUCGAUGCCAAAACGUAUCCGCUGGAGUCGCAAAGUACGCUUGCAGCCGUAGCGCAACUACCACCACCUUCGGUUGUAGCUCGUUCGCGUGAAUGGUCCCCUUCUGUGCGUCUUGUGCACCCAGAACCACGCGAUGAAGCACCCAGAGGCCGUAGCGCUGAAGCACCAACGCUCUCAAACGAAAGCAGGAACACAAUCUCAGCUGGACAGACGUUCUAUGGCAUCUCCACAUCGAGUAACAUCAGCCAUUCGCUAAUAGAGCAUGAACGUGCGAGGGAAGCUAGUCGAAACACGAGUUUUUGUAGUACCAUGUCCACAUCCUAUUCGGGAACAGUGGUGGGCGUUGAUGUUGACCUUCAGCACGACUUUUCUCAUCCAGUGCGCUCCUCGCGCCCGCCCACACCCAUCGCGCCGGUAUGGUUUACACCACAAAUGGCCGAGCUAGAGAGGCAAGCUUCAAUUUCCGAGUCUCCCCCUGAUCCGAAUCAAGUUCCCGAAGCGGUACCCCCGCGUUGCUCAAUCACAUCAUCUGCGUUGACAUCUUUACUACCAAUAGCUGCUGCAUCGGGUAUCGUUCGCCCAAACUACGACACACCCAAGAUUUCUUUCUUCUCUCCAUCGGGUAAUCUUAUCCAGCCAGAAGGCAGCUCGACGCCUGGUACAACGAGCGCUUCAGGCCUUAGCGGUUUGCCCGUUGCAAACACAUCGUACUGCGAUAACAGAACCACAUCCACGACCUAUAGUGCCUUUCCUACAACGACAUGGCUACCGCCUCCAAGGCCCUCAUUAAGGCCAAUGACCACGCCACCCACAUCGUCGGCUCCGCUUCCUGCGCACUUACGGUUCCAUCACAACUAUAGACGUCCUGAGCGGUCGCAGAUCGACUCUACAACCGGCUCCACAAAAUGCUUCAUUGUACCUGCUCCAUCAGUCCAUGGCUGUGACGGGAUAGUGCUGACCGAGGGUCUUGCGCCUCACAUUAAACCGCGUCAUUCGUACGAAAAGAACAAGCCACGCCCGCAAUACAAACGACGCAAGUCGGCCCGGUCCUUUGCCGAAGAUCUCAGACACGAGGCCAGAUUCCAGAGAGCCCGAUUGAUCACGGCUAUUCUUGCGAGCUGUACAUCGUCAGGAAAAGGACGGGUGAUUUGCAAGCGAAAGGCUUCCAGCCGUAGAGCCGUAGCAACCGCCUCCGUUAGCAUACCUCGGAAUCGCGCCGGCGGGAAUGUCACAGGUGCCAGGACGAAGCGGAUUGAUUCCCGUGAGACUACGAACAAACGCGACAUAGGAGUCCUCGGUCCGCUAGCCGGACACACUCUACGCAUCUGCUUUUGCCAGCCAUUCGAUGGCGCAGGAAAGUCGACACAUACUGCAGCUACCGAAAACACUUGCAUUGGCAAGAGCGAUCACACAAGGAACAUGCAGAGCCGGUCGAAGAAGGAAAGCCCUCGCACAGACACGAAGGAAGUGGAAGUCGAUGCAGUAUUACCCAUUGCUCGGGUCGUCAGUGGAAUUGAAAGGAAGAUGGGCAACAAUGUACACCAACGUACUGCGGUCCGCAAGGGGAAGACUCAAUCGACCACCGGCACAAAUCAGCACAGCAGGAUGCGAAGUGAUAGUGCCGUCAGUGUGGGUGUUGCGCUGAGGACCGCUACUGCGGGAGGCUAA